Neolamprologus brichardi is the source of this 2782-nucleotide messenger RNA. RefSeq names its product alkaline phosphatase, biomineralization associated (gene alpl). NCBI's taxonomy places the organism in Eukaryota, Metazoa, Chordata, Actinopteri, Cichliformes, Cichlidae. Gene Ontology annotation, molecular function: alkaline phosphatase activity. The record is from RefSeq and is a predicted model, not a curated record. Gene Ontology annotation, biological process: dephosphorylation. Gene Ontology annotation, cellular component: plasma membrane.
UCCUGGAGCCUCAAUCAAACAAGUGUGGCCCUCUGAAAAGCACCGUGGAAGCAGCGACCAGGACACGCACUUCAAGAGGGAGGACUGAGUGGACUGCAAGCACAUUUUGGUGUCAUUUUUGCCCACGGAAGCCAACUCACUGUGAGACGACUGCGGCCAGGCCUCUCCAGCUUCUCAAAGUGGCAUGUGGUAACUGUCUAGAGUAACGUGUCACCCGCACACACUUGACAACAGGAAGAUGACAGCCCUGCUAAUCAUUUGCUUUUGUCUGAUUUUGGGGAGCUUGGGAAAACCACAAUUCCCAGAGCAAGAGAAAGAUCCAAAGUUUUGGAACACAUGGGCUCAGCGAACCUUGAAGAAUGCUUUGACGCUGCAAGAGCUCAAUAAAAACAAAGCAAAGAAUCUCAUCCUCUUCCUUGGAGAUGGGAUGGGUGUUCCCACGGUGACAGCUGCUCGCAUACUGAAGGGUCAGCUGAAUGGACAGAGCGGAGAAGAGACGCAGUUGGAAAUGGACAAGUUCCCUUUUGUAUCUUUAUCCAAGACCUACAACACCAAUGCACAGGUGCCAGACAGUGCUGGCACAGCCACAGCUUACCUAUGCGGGGUUAAGGCCAAUGAGGGCACUGUGGGCGUGAGUGCAGCCGCUGUCCGCUCCCAGUGUAACACCACACAGGGCAAUGAGGUCACCUCGAUCCUUAAAUGGGCAAAGGACGCAGGAAAGUCAGUGGGCAUAGUGACAACAACACGCGUCAACCAUGCGACUCCUAGUGCUGCGUACGCACACUGUGUGGACAGAGACUGGUACUCUGACAAUGAGAUGCCAGUAGAAGCACUGCAAGCUGGCUGCAAGGAUAUCGCCAGACAACUGUUUGAAAACAUUCCCAACAUUGAUGUGAUUAUGGGUGGAGGAAGGAAGUAUAUGUUUCCCAAAAACAUGUCGGAUGUAGAGUAUCCUAAUAUUUUGAAGCAGAGUGGCACACGGAAAGAUGGAAGAAACCUGGUGCAGGAGUGGGUUGACAGAAUGAAGGACAAAAAAAAACAUUAUGUAUGGAACAAGACGCAGCUCUUAUCCCUAAACCCCAACAACGUGGAUUACUUACUGGGUCUCUUUGAACCUGGGGAUAUGGCAUAUGACUUGGAGAGGAACACUGAGAGUGAUCCUUCACUGACAGAGAUGGUGGAUGUGGCUAUCAAGAUCCUAAAAAAGAACCCCAGUGGAUUUUACCUGCUUGUAGAGGGAGGACGUAUUGACCACGGACACCAUGAAGGCAAGGCCAAGCAGGCUCUUCAUGAAGCUGUGGAAAUGGACCGGGCUAUUGGCCGGGCAGGUCUUUUGACCAGCGACCAUGAAACGCUGACCAUAGUUACUGCUGACCAUUCUCACGUAUUCAGCUUUGGAGGCUACACAGCCAGAGGAAAUACAAUAUUUGGUCUGGCUCCCAUGCUGAGUGAUGUUGAUCAGAAGCCCUUCACCUCGAUUUUGUAUGGAAACGGACCAGGUUACAAAGUUAUCAAUGGCGCGAGGGAGAACGUCUCUGCUGUUAAGUAUGAGGGAAACAACUACCAGGCCCAGGCAGCCGUACCGCUGAACGCGGAGACUCAUGGAGGAGAGGAUGUGGCUGUGUUUGCGAAAGGUCCCUUGGCUCACCUCCUACAUGGGGUCCACGAACAAAACUACAUCCCCCAUGUAAUGGCAUAUGCAGCCUGUAUCGGGCAGAACAGGGAGCACUGUAUGUCACCCAGCGGGUCAGCUGGAUUACGGCCAGCCUUCUCCAUUGUUGCAGUCAUUCUCUCAGCUGCGGGACUUUUGUGCUGACCUUUCCCAGACACCCAACGCUGUUAAUGCACUCACUUUAACCACUCAUUUAAAGAUUUUAAUUUGAUGAUAUUGCUUUAUUAUUUUUUAAUUUGUCUCUCCAGUAUUUUAAAUAUGGGACCACUUUUAGACACGUUUAUUUUUACGACAAUUAACUGACAAAAGUGUAGCGGAUAACUAAACAAAAUAAUCAACUCACUGUGAUGCACUGAUUUUUUUUUAAAGGGUGCUGUGGCAGAGAUCAUUGUGAAUUGUGAGAUUUCAAUUGUGAUUUUUCUAUUAACUAAGGAUUUUCAGACUCGUUCGUCGUCCUUUUUUAAUGCAGCCUGUCUCUGUUUAAAUAGACUGAAUUUGCAAAUGUCUGAAUUUCUUUCAUAUUUUAAAUGUGCAUUUAACAGUCUACCUCACAAGCUUUCAAAGAUAUGUUCACAAUUUGAAGAAUUAUUAUAAUUUGUUUUUUUGCCAAAAGAGGCAAAUGAAUGUAUAAUUGACGAUACAUUAAGAUCAUUUUUUGUCAUGCAUGUUUUUUUUUGCAUAAUUGCAAAAAAAAAAAAAAACCUGAAAAAGAAAAAAGGAAAAUCCCACCGAUGGUUCUGUCCAAAUACAAGUUUUUAAAUCUCAAAUUCAAUGAAUGAAAUGUGUCUGUUUUUCUGUCAAUCUUGUUAACAGUUUUGGUGGAACAAACAUGAUUAAGUUUUCUCCUUUUGCCCCCAUUCUCUGCCCUUCAGCUAUAUUUUUCCUCCAAAUUUUCAUUACAGCACUCUUUUCACUGACCGCUUCAAGCAUUUCAGCAGAACAAUACUAAAGUCAGAUUUAUUUACAUGUAACCAUUUUUACAAAACAAAAAAUGAAAAGCAGGCAACAGUGACAUAUGAGAAAAAUUAUAUGUUUUAGGAUGAAAAGGGACAAAUUUUCAUAAAAUGUAAUAUAUCAACACAAAGUAAAAACAUUAAAAAAUUUCAAACA